Molecule: messenger RNA, 1505 nt
Organism: Diprion similis
Lineage: Eukaryota; Metazoa; Arthropoda; Insecta; Hymenoptera; Diprionidae
Exons: 6
Coding region: 124-1401 (425 amino acids)
Biological process (GO): regulation of translational initiation
Molecular function (GO): translation activator activity
Source: RefSeq, a predicted model, not a curated record
CAAAAAUGGCAGCUUCCUAACUUUUGAUGGUUGUAUAUGACUUGAUGGACUUGAUCAAGUAACUACGCGAUCGCUUUACACACGAGGGUUGCGUCUUAUUGAUAAAAAUCUACAUAAACGAACAUGACGUCUGUAUCACGAGGCAGAGGAUGGGCAACGGCAAAAAAUCGCGAGGCUGUAUUGCGGAGGCCAGGACCAGUUGAAUCCCAAAAACCUCCUGACCACCUCAAGCUCAUUGGCCAAAUCGACAGUCUCAGCAUCUAUAGUGCCACUCCGAUGUCCAAGAUAGACGAAAUCGAUACGUUGAUCCAGGAUGCGGCAAGGCAGAAAGGACUGAGGUCUGUAUUCGAUGCACUGCAUUCGCAGGCGUUGGAGGAUAGACAAUUUGGAAUUAAGCUGGCCAUGCUCUUUAGUUACAACAAAAUUAGCGACCAGCAGGACGAAAAUGGUACAAAACUGAGAAGUAUUUUGUUGUCUACAUUGCAGCAGGAUUACGAAAAAAAGGAUGAAACUAGAGAGAAAUGUGUGAUGCAUUACUUGAAUGCCAUGUCUCUCUUAGGCGAAGUUUAUUAUCAAGUGCGACUAACGACUGGAGAGCCAUUGCCGUUGAUCGGAGUGCCUUUGCUUGAAUAUAUGAAGGCUCUGCUCCAGUCCGCGUCUGAAGAAGACAUUGAACUCGUUGCCACUCAGCUGUCAUUGAAUGGGAAAAAAAUCCGAUCGUCAAAUCAAGCAGAACUCGAGCGAUUUCUUAUACAUGUAAGAACAGUUUUGGUAAAUCGUAAUCUGAGUUCUCAAUCUCGCGGGAUGUUACUGCUCGCAGUUGAUUUGGCUAAUCAAUCAUACGAGCCGCUGUCGGGUGAUCUGCAAGCAUUUUAUUUAGCUCAACUUGGUGAGGAAGCAAUGAUGCAGCUACAACGUUACCAGAAUAUUAAGAAUAUCGUUAAACCAAAGGACCAAGUGAAUGAUACUGCGAGAAACACCGAGUAUGAUAGUAAUCGCAAAGAACGAUUGAGUAACGCGGGCAGCGGUGUUGGAACCUUGGCGAAAUCAUUGAAUGUGGAAGAAAGUGCAAAAUUCGAGAUUUCUCCGAAGUCUUAUGAGCAGAAUUCAUCUGGGAUGAUAAAUUCUCAGCUCGUCAACUCGUCUCACCAAUCUCAACCGUCUUUGCCGAGGGCGAUCCGAGGAUUAGGCAUAAGAGAGAACAGAAAAGAAAACACAGGGGACAGAAAAGUAAAAGGUAAAAAGGACAAGCUUACCGACGAGCAAGUCUGGUCAUCCAAGCAACACAAUUCCAGUAAGAGUUGGGGUCACGACGACAGAUUUGACCGGGAUUACGACCAAGAUAGGCAUGGAGCUCGUUCAGUGUCAAAUAACACAGGCAAUUCUCAAUUCUCAAAUUGAAUGAAUGUGAAUGGUAAGGCAGUAAUUAUACAAUCAAGAAAGAAUGAGGUAAUUAUUGAUAAAGUUAGAUUGAUAUAUGUUGCAGGUCAAAUAUCAAUAAUUCU